Paramecium sonneborni is the source of this 2576-nucleotide messenger RNA. NCBI's taxonomy places the organism in Eukaryota, Ciliophora, Oligohymenophorea, Peniculida, Parameciidae. The record is from the annotation of a GenBank genome assembly.
AUUUUUCAACUAAAAAAUAAUGGAUUAAUAGCGUUCAUCACUUUGUGUAAGUAUGCAUAAUGUAGAGUUUGCAAAAGAUUAUCAUUACUUCAUUACUGUAUAAUUAAAUGCUGAUGGGGAGAAGGUAGAAUAAAAGAAUGAUUUUAUAAUAGAAAAGAACAGAUGUAAGUGCAUAAGUGGCAGCACCAGUAUUUGCAGCGAGUACUUUUAUAAUACCACUUUCUAAUUUUAAAUUGGAUAUAAAUGAUUACUUGCAUGUAAAAUUAUAUGUUAUAGAUGAAAGUUUGAAGCCUAUGUAGUAACAGAUCGUGAAUAAGGACGUGGACCAGAUUUAGACAAUUAAGGUUAGGCAAGAUUAUUAGGAGAGUGUAUAUUGAAAUUAGGUGAUUUCACAGGUGCUUUGACAGAUAUAAGUGGUACAGGAGUGAGAUAGCACUUGAAAUUUGUUCGUAGAAAUGAUAAAUAAGUGACAGUGGGAAGAUUUAUAGUAAAUCUAAAAUUAGUAGGAGAAUAAAUAAUUCCAAUAAAUGAUGAGAAACCAUUAGAAUCAGAUGAAAUAUUUCAACCACUUCCAGCAUCAGAUCCAUUCAUGAGUUUUGUAUGGAGGUUGAGAGUUGAUAUAAGAGCUUGUAUAGAUAUGCCAUUGCAUAGAGAUUCUUAAUCAGGAUUACCUAGAGGUUUUGUUAAAUUAGGUUGGUCAUAAUAUGAUAAUUAACCUCCUUCUGAACAUCAUAUGCAUUUAACUAAAAUUAGAGAUUAAAAUCGUCAUCCGAUAUGGAAUUAACAAUUUCUAAUACCAAAUCCAUAAACCAUAACGGCUUUAGAUGGAUAUUUAUAUCUUUGUUUAAUGGAUGAUAUUGGAUAGAGAGAAAUUGAAAGUGUUUAUUUUCCUAUCUCUUAAAUGAGACCUUUCUAACCAAUGAAUUUUGAAUUAUAGUUUAAAUAUGCAGAAUAUGAAGCUAGACCUCGUUUGUAUAUGUCAAUAACAUUAGAAAUGGCUGAUAAAUAAAAAUUUUUAGAUGAGUUAAUUGAUAUAAUUGUUAAAAUGAUACAUUAUGAUCCAUUACCAUAUGCAAGUAGAACUAAUUUGAUAAUGACUUUAAAUUAAACAAAAAUAAAGGAAGUUCCUUAUUCAGUAAUAGAUUUAAAGGGAGCUCCAACUUUAGCUUAAGCUUUAAGUAAUGCUUAAUCUGAUGUGUUUAUAUCAUCAAUAAUGAAGAUUCCUCCUCAUAAAGCAGACAAAGUAUAUAAUGCAGUAGCUGUAUUUACUUUGCCGAAAUCUUAAUUGGAAGUAUUGUUUAUGUUCAUGUUAAUAGAGUGGAAUUGCAUUCUAUUUAGCCACUAGGGAUGACACUAUAAAAUCAAUGCAUUCUAUGCCAAAUGGAAUAGUAGGAUAUUCAGAAAUAAUUGAUGAUUGGCUUCGUAAAUUAUAUUAUUCCAAAGAGAAAAAGUAAGCUUUUUUUCCAAUUACUUGGUCAGAUGAAUCUAAAUAAAGACCUUUAUUUAUGAAUAGUAGAUGUUAAGUAGAAUUAACUUGUAUGGAAGCAGCUGACAAUACUGCAAUAAGUAGAGUGUCAUCAUCUAAAAAAUCUAAUAGAUUAAUACCUAGAACACCUGAAAUGAAAGCUUUAGCUGAAAAUGUUUCUGGAGCUGAUAGAUCAAAAUGGGAUAUUUUAUCAAAAGAAUUAUCAUAAAAAUAAGAGAUUAUUCAUAGAUUAAUGAAAGAAGUAGAUGAUAAAACAGAAAGUCUUAAAAUUACAGGAACUGAAAUUGUUGAUCUAAGAAGAUAAGUUAAAUUAUUAUAAAGUGAAAAUUCUAUUCUUAGAAAAAGAUUAGCGCAUGAAGAAUCUCUUGAAAUUUAAUCUAUUAUUACUAAAGAAAUUGCUGUGAUGUCUAUGGAAGAAUUAAGAUAAAAAAUUAUUAAAGUUGCUUAAGCUUAUAGAAAUGAAAGAGUGAGAAAUGAAGAAUUUGAAAAAGCUUUAAAAACUGCUUAAAAAGAUAUUGCUUCAGCAAGAUAACUUGAAGUUGAAUUAGAAUCUUUAUAAAGAGUACAUCAAGAAAAUGCUAAAAAAAUGUUAGUCAUGUAAUAAGAAAUUCAAAAAGUGGGUGUAUAUAAAGAAGCUGUAAAAAAAUAAGAAACUGUUAUAUCUAAAUUAGAAAAGUUGAUGGAAACAUCACUAAAAGAUGCUCAAAAAGCUAGAUAAGCAUAAUUGGAAGUUGAAUAAUUAAAAAGUGAGAAUCUGAAUUUAUAGAAAUAAUUGAAAGGUAUCGUAUAUGGAGAAGAUAUUGGAGAAUUAGAACGUUAUAAAUAAGAAUGUUAAAGAUUAGAGAAAAUAGUUGCAAAUAUGAAAGAGGAGUUAAGGAAUAAAAGACCUGUAAGUAAUAGUGGAGCUGAUUGGGAAUAAGAGAAAAUGGAAUUGGAAGUAAAAUUGCAUAAAGCAAAUGCUAGAAUAGAAGCUUUACAAGAUGAAAUGACAUAUAAUGCUAAGAAUUAUGCUAAAGAAAUAGCAUAGUUGAAAUUAAUAAUUGCAGAAAAAUAAGCUUUACUAGAUUCUUUGACUAUGGGAGGAUAAUGA